UGUUGUCUCCCCUUGACUAUUCAUGUCGGCAAGUAGUUUCCCCCCUGCUGCUGCUACUGUUAUUUAUUUCCCCCAGGUUAAAUCAGAAAAGUGUAAAGUCUGAAAAACCUUGCUGUCAAUACUGGAAGCUGAAAAAUUUGUUCUACUAUUUGUCUAAAAGUAAUCCCAUAAAAUCCUUACAGUAUUUAAUGCCUGAAAGUUGACUUUAUGAAGGUAGUAAAAUGUAUUCUGGCCAACCAGUUUAUCCAAGUUUUGGGAACCAUUAUAAUUAUCACAGUUGUGGAAUCUCUUAUCCUUCCAAUGACCAGGCUCAAACAUACAAGAAUGUACCUCAUAACUCAAAGAAACCAUAUAAAUGUGAUGUAUGCCGAAAAGGUUUUACACUAAAAGCUUAUUUAAAUAAGCAUGAAUUAGCUUCAGCAACAGGAAAACACUUCAACUGUGCCUUCUGUGGGAAAGUAUUCAGCCAAAGAGAUAAAUUGAAGAAUCAUGAACACACACAUACUGGUGAAAGACCAUAUACCUGUGAAGUAUGCUGUAAAGCAUUCAGUCAGAGAACACAUUUGAACAGUCAUAAACGUAUUCAUACAGGAGAAAAACCAUUUACAUGUUUGAUUUGUCGGAAAUCCUUCUCACAGAAAUCGCAUCUUAAUAACCAUGAACGUACCCAUACAGGGGAAAAGCCUUUUAUGUGUUCUGUUUGCUGUAAGGCAUUUAGUCAAAGAACACAUCUCAAUAGUCAUGAACGUAUUCAUUCUGGUAUUAAACCUUUUGUUUGCUUAAUUUGCAACAAAGCAUUUGCACAGAAGGAUCAUCUCAACAACCAUGAAAGGAUUCACACUGGAGAAAAGCCAUUUAAAUGUGAUGUAUGUAAGAAAGCAUUCAGUCAGAGGACUCAUUUGAAUAAUCAUAAGCGUGUUCAUACUGGAGAGAAACCAUUUAAGUGCAGUGUAUGUCAAAAAGCAUUCAGUCAAAGAACACAUUUAAAUAAACAUCAGCAUACACACACUGGAGAAAAACCUUAUAAAUGUGAAGUGUGCAAGAAAGCAUUUUCUCAACGAUCACAUCUUAAAAAACAUGGACAUUCACACAUAGGGGUAUCAAAUGACACUGGUAUGUCUCAAAGACGAAAUCAAACACCAAACCAACUUCAGCUGGAACCUAUCUCAGCAGGUACUGGCAGUAGUGAGCUUCAGCAGCCAGCAGCUGUUACUACUGCUCCUGCUAUGGGAUCAAUGUGCACACAUCAUCAAAUGGUGGCUCCUAGACCAGAUCAUAAUCAUGCAUGGGUGAGGGGAUUCCCUGUGUCACCUACAUCAUGGACAACUACCAGCUGGGUAACUUCAAGCAAUGUUCCUUCAUGUACAGCUGGACACAAUAUAUCCCCAUGUACAGGUGGACACAAUAUAUCUCCAUGUACAGGUGGACACAAUAUGUCCACAUGUACAGCUGGACACAAUAUAUCCACAUGUACAGCUGGACACAAUAUAUCCACAUGUACAGGUGGACAUACAAUGUCACCAUGUUCUGGAGGACAUGAUAUAUCCCCAUGUAUUAGUGGACACAACAUGUCCCCAUGUACAGGUGGACAUGACAUGUCCUCAUGUACAGCUGGACACAACAUAUCCUCAUGUACAAGUGGACACAGCAAGCAAUCAGAUUAGAUGUUUUAUUCAGUCUCUGUUAAGUUUCUUAAAUUUAUUAGACAUUAAAAGAAAUUACAUAUAUAUAUUGUUAAUUAAUACUAUAUUGCUAUGAUGUUUAGGUAUUUUACCUCCACUUCAUUUUCAAUGCAGAAAGAAAGGUAUUGUUAUUUAAUAUUUUACAAAGGAUACAUUUUCCUUCUAAUGAGAGUUAUGUAAUUAUCAUAAAACAUUUUAAUAUAUUUUAUUUUCCUUCAGAUUGUAUUAUCUCGUAACCUUUUGUUUUAUUCUACUUUUUUUUUUUACUUAUGUUUUAUUUCAAACAAUCAAUUGCUAAAGCCGCUGCAAUUAUCAUAGUGAGCAACAGAAAUAGUAAUGCUCCUUAUUAUUCUAAAUGUUUAAAAAAAAUUCUAUUACUUUAUUAUUUGUGCUUUCAAAUGUUCAAUUUUCUGUUUAAAAUGUGUGUUUUGCUGCAUGAAAAGACAAACAUUUCUCAUAGUUUCUCUUACAAUUUGGCAACUUUUUGUUUUUCAAUUUUGUUGCUUUAUCCAAUGCUACAUCACUCUAUUAAACAGUUAUUAAUAUGGCAUUUUAUACAAGACACACUUUUUAAACUUAUUUUAUCCAACUGCUACAUCAACUUAUUUUUUUAUGAUUCAUAUCUGUGUCAAAUCAUGAUUGUAUUCCACCCUUCAAUUUUCAUCACUUUCAUUUUCUUAUAGUUGAAAGAUAGCAAGACUAAAACAUUCUACAAGUAAUUAUCCCAUUACCUCCUGUAACCUUAGACAUAUGAUGUUAUAGUAGGCGUUUAUUUUAUUUUGCUUUAUUGAUCCCCACCCCAAUGAUUUAAUUAUACGCUCCCUAUCAUAUGUAUAUAUGCAUAUAUAUUAGGUUGUCAAGAAAGUUCUUGUGGUUUUUAACCUUUAAAUUCAGAUGCACAUAUCUUGGCUCAAACAAAACUUUAUUAAUCGAAAUAAACACCAUCAGAAUCAACACAUUUUUGCCAACGUGAAACAGGUUUAUUUAUGCCAAUAGUGUAAAAAUCCUGCAUUCUGGUGGCGAUGAAGUCGUUGAAGGCAUGUUUGGCAUCGUCUUGGCUUUUGAAGCAUUUCUCACGCAGGAAGUUGUUGAGACACUUGAAAAAGUGGUAGUCGGUAGGCGAGAGGUCUGGUGAGUAUGGAGGAUGAGGUAGAGUUUCGUAGCUGCAGGGUCAGUUGUGCGACGUGCAGCUGAGCAUUGUCGUGGAGAAGAAUUGGUCCUUUUCUAUUGACCAAUGCUGGCUGUUGUUGUUGGAGUUUCUUAUGCAUUUCAUCUAUUUGCUGACAGUACUUCUCUGCCAUAAUAAUUUUGCCUGGAUCCAAAAAGCAGUGAUGGAUGAGACCAGUGGCAGACCACCAAACAGUCACCAUGACCUUGUUUUGGUGCAACUUUGGCUUCGGGAAGUGCUGUGAAGCUCCGUUGGUAUCCAGCCACUGAGCUAAGCAUCACCAGUUGUUAUAAAGAAUCCACUUUUCAUUGCAAGUCACAAUCUGGUCGAGAAACGGGUCGUUCUUGUUGCAUAAAAGAAAGGAAGACGACACUUCAAGACAGUGUUUUUUUGGUUGUCGUUCAAUUCGUGCGGCACCCAUUUCUCAAGUAUUUUUGUUUUUCCAAUCUCUUUCAAGUGGUUGGAAAUUGUCAUGUAUGUUACGUCUAAUUCAGAAGCAAGCUCUCGAACAGUUGUGCGUGGAUUGGCUUCCACUAAGGCUCUUAGUUGAUCGUUGUCAACAUCCGAUAGCCAACCACUACGCUUAUCAUCUU
Molecule: messenger RNA, 3443 nt
Organism: Octopus bimaculoides (California two-spot octopus)
Lineage: Eukaryota; Metazoa; Mollusca; Cephalopoda; Octopoda; Octopodidae
Biological process (GO): regulation of transcription by RNA polymerase II
Cellular component (GO): nucleus
Molecular function (GO): DNA-binding transcription activator activity, RNA polymerase II-specific; RNA polymerase II cis-regulatory region sequence-specific DNA binding
Source: RefSeq, a predicted model, not a curated record